This is a messenger RNA of Nematolebias whitei (Rio pearlfish), 2964 nucleotides long. It is a transcript of the gene lpla, whose product is annotated as lipoprotein lipase. The coding region runs from base 145 to 1695 and encodes 516 amino acids. The record is from RefSeq and is a predicted model, not a curated record. Gene Ontology annotation, molecular function: lipoprotein lipase activity; apolipoprotein binding. The transcript has 10 exons. Gene Ontology annotation, biological process: lipid metabolic process. NCBI's taxonomy places the organism in Eukaryota, Metazoa, Chordata, Actinopteri, Cyprinodontiformes, Rivulidae.
CUUAAGCCACUUCACCCUUAAACCACAACUCCACACCACUUUGUCAUCGGUGCUUUGGGUUUAAGAGGAUAUCAAAUCUAUACUCGACAAUCAACUUUUAAAUUAGGACAUUUAGGAUAAAAAAAACCAGCCCUCAAUAAUAAUAUGGGAACGGAAAACAUUUGUUUUUUGACCAUUUGGAUAACUUUGGGAAACAUCUUUGCAACUUUUUCUUCCAGUGUUGAACCUGCCACCACAACUGCUUUUGUAAACACCACCGUCACCUCUACUCCUCUGCCAACCACCACUGAAUGGCUCACAGACCUUUCUGACAUCGUGUCCAAGUUCUCCCUGCGCACCGCCGAGCUGCCAGACGAUGACAUGUGCUACAUCGUGCCCGGCAGACCACAGACCAUCAAAGAGUGUGAAUUCAACACAGAAACGCAGACCUUCAUUGUGAUACACGGCUGGACGGUGACAGGAAUGUUCGAGAGCUGGGUGCCAAAGCUGGUGUCUGCUCUGUACGAGCGCGAGCCCAGCGCCAACGUGAUCGUGGUGGACUGGUUGACCCGCGCCAGCCAACACUACCCCACGUCUGCAGCGUACACCAAGCUGGUGGGCCGUGACGUGGCCAAGUUUGUUUCCUGGCUGCAGAAAGAGCUGGAGCUGCCCUGGGAGAGGAUCCACCUGCUGGGUUACAGUCUGGGGGCUCAUGUGGCUGGGAUUGCAGGAGACCUCACUGACCAAAAAAUCAGCAGGAUCACAGGUCUGGAUCCUGCUGGUCCCACCUUUGAGCACGCAGACGAGCAGAGCACGCUGUCCCGAGGCGAUGCCCAGUUUGUGGACGUCCUGCACACGAACACUAGGGGUUCUCCGGACCGCAGCAUCGGCAUCCAAAGACCCGUGGGACACAUCGACAUCUACCCUAAUGGAGGCACCUUCCAGCCGGGCUGCGACAUCCAGAACACCCUGAUGGGGAUUGCGUCAGCGGGGAUCAAGGGCCUCCAAAACAUGGACCAGCUCGUCAAAUGUUCCCACGAGCGCUCCAUCCACCUGUUCAUCGACUCCCUGCUGAACUACGAGCGGCAGAGCAUGGCCUAUCGCUGCAACUCCAAAGACACCUUCAACAAGGGGAUGUGCCUCAGCUGCAGGAAGAACCGCUGCAACAAGCUCGGCUACAACAUCAACAAAGUCCGCACGGCUCGCAGCACAACAAUGUACCUCAAGACUCGUGAAAUGAUGCCCUACAAAGUUUUCCACUACCAAGUGAAAGCGCACUUCUUCAGCCAGGAGAAACUGAGCUUCAGCGAGCAGCCGAUGAAGAUUUCACUAUAUGGCACCCUUGAAGAGAAGGAGGACAUCCCUUUCAUUCUACCAGCCCUGAAGGACAACACCACCUUUUCCUUCCUCAUCACCACCGACGUGGACAUUGGUGACCUCAUGAUGGUUAAGCUGCGCUGGGAGAAGGACGCCAUCAUCAGCUGGUCCAGCUGGUGGGGCAGCAACAAGUUUCACCUCCGCAAGCUUCGCAUCAAGUGCGGGGAGACUCAGUCCAAGGUUAUCUUCGAUGCAAAGGAUGGGGAGUUUGCUUACCUUGUUCAGGGAGGAGAAGAUGCUGUUUUUGUCAAGUCCAAAGAAGACAACCAGAGCCGCAAAGAAAGACGGAUGCACAGGCUCAAAACGCAGGGCAGCCUUUUUAAGCAGAACGACGCUUGAAGCAAACUUGAAGAUUUCCCAUCAUGCAACUCACCCAUCUCUAGCGACACAGCCUAAGAUGGACAGCACACAGAAACACUGGAAAACCUUUGCAAACACCGGACUCUCAGUGAAUGCUCCUUUUGUCCCCCGUCAUUUUCCAGAUUUUCUUCUUUACCCCACCCCCCCGGUGAAACAUCAUGACUUCUCAUCUCUUUAUCCAAACUCUGCUGAUGGAACUGUCAAUGGUUGCUUCCUUACGAUGUUCUUGCAUUUUUUUUUUACCAACAACAAAAUUAUCCCAAGAGUGGCUUUUGCUGCUUUAUAAUCAUUGUUAUGCUUGUGUAUCCUGUAUGUACUGUUUUUACUGACUUUGUUACACUCUGAAACCUCUGAAAUUAUGUUUCCUGUGCCAAUGUGAACUUGAAUUAUUGAUAAAUUGUUAAUGAUUCAUUGUGAUGGGCAGAAUUAUAGCACAUCUUUAAAUGUGUUUUUGUUUUUUAUGCGUUUUGUCUUUUUGUGCCAAGAGUUGUGUCUUUUUAUAUCACUAAAAUGCCAACAAUCAACAGGGACCAAAGAACCACUUCCUAUCUAUGGAACAGAGAAUCACAGUGUUCUUUUUUACAUACUGUAACUAACAUCAGUAUUUGUUCUUAUAAUAUGAGUUGUGUUCACACCUUAUCUUUGGAGGCCUUGUUUGUUUUUUUAAUCGUGCUCGGUUUUGUGUCACUGGUCACUUUAGAAAGACCAUUUAGAUGUAAAGAAUAUGUUGAUUGCACUCCACUAGGGAUUUGCAUUCCUUAAUUCUUAUUUUUAUAUAUAUAUAUAAAAAUUAACUUUAGCCACUUUUAUAUUCAUCCAGAAAAGUUCAACUUAAGAGUUGUUAACUCUGUCUCGCUCGAGGCGGUUUACGUUGUUAAGCUUAGCUUUUAGCAUUAAGUUUUUCCCACCCUUAAAAAAGACAUGCAAGCCUUUGAAAUCUGUCAUGAACUGACAUCAGUAACGCCCAUAAUACAUUAAACAAAACCUUUAUAAUGUAUUUAUUGAUUGUACAUUUAUAUAUUUGUAUAUAAAGCUGUAAUAUAUGUUGGCUGGCUUGCAGAUUUGUUCUGUGUUUCUUUAAGUAGAGCCAUUUGUGUUUUUUCUUGGACGAGGUUUUGGAAGCAUCAAUCAGAUUGAACUCCAUGCCAGCUGCUGAGUGCAUUGACUUUAUGAGCCGAAAUCCUGUGCGCUGUUUAAAGAAAGAGGCCAAUUACAUGACCUAAUAAAGUGUAUACCCAACAUUAAAAU